Castor canadensis (American beaver) is the source of this 2932-nucleotide messenger RNA. NCBI's taxonomy places the organism in Eukaryota, Metazoa, Chordata, Mammalia, Rodentia, Castoridae. The record is from RefSeq and is a predicted model, not a curated record.
UCGGGGCGGCAGCAGAAGCAGCAGCAGCCGCGGUCCCUGCGCGUCGCCGGCCCCGAGCGAAGCGCGCGGCGCCCGCAGGGCGCGCUGAGCGCGCGCAACAAGUGGCCCCGCGCGGCCCGUCCGCCGCCCCGUGUUUCGUCUGGGUUUUAACUAAUGCUGAGCGCGAUGCUGAACCAUGGAGCGGGGUUGGCCUUGUGGAUCACACUGAGCCUACUGCAGACUGGACUAACGGAGCCAGUGAGAUGUAACUUCACCCUGAUGGAGCCCAGUGUCUCCAGCCUGUCAAUGUCUAUCCAGUGGAGAACGACUUUAGAGUCACCCUGUAACUUUAGUGUCAUCUACAGCAGUGGUGACACCUCAGGGGCUGUGUGGUGCCACCCCAGCAGGAUAGACAACACCACUUAUGGAUGUAACUUCAAGGAUUUACAAGCAGGAACCACCUAUAACUUCAGGAUUAUUUCUCUGGAUGGAGAAGACACUACUGUGGUUUUGCAAACAGAUCCUUUACCCCCUGCUUGGUUUGAAGUUGACAGAGAGAAGAGUACUUCAACCAGCUUGCUGGUUUGGUGGACUCCUUCUCUUGGAAAAGUCAGUUUAUAUAAGGUGAAAUUAUUUGAUGAAAGUAACCAAAAGAUACAGGAAGUCCAAGUUCAAGAAAAUACUUCACGGAAUGAAUACACCUUUUCAAAUCUCACUGCUGGUCAUAAUUACAAUUUUUCCAUCACAGCUGUUUCUGGUGAUAAACAUUCAUCUACAGUUUUUACCAAUGGAUCAACAGUGCCAUCUCCAGUGAAAGAUAUUGGCGUUUCUCCAAACACUAAUUCUCUCCUGAUUUCCUGGUCCCAUGGUUCUGGGCAUGUGGAACAAUACCGGCUGAUGCUGAUGGACAAAGGAAUCUUAGUUCGCGACAGUGUAGUGGACAAAUCCAAUACUUCUUACGCUUUUCAUGGGCUGAUACCAGGCCACCUCUACAACCUCACUAUUAUGACCAUGGCUGCAGGACUGCAAAACUACCAGUGGAAACUAGUCAGGACAGCCCCCAUGGAAGUCUCAAAUCUGAAGGUGACAAAUGAUGGCAGUUUGACAUCUCUAAAAGUCAAGUGGCAAAGACCCCUUGGAGAUGUGGAUUCCUAUAAUAUGACACUGGCUCAUCAAGGGACCAUCAAAGAAUCCAGAAUAUUAGCACCUCAGACUACUGAAACUCACUUCAAAGACUUAGCCCCUGGACGACUUUAUCAAGUUACCAUCAGCUGUAUCUCUGGUGAACUAUCUGCCCAGAAGAUGGCAGUGGGCAGAACAGUUCCAGAUAAAGUUGGGAACCUAGAGGCAAACAACAAUGGUUGGAUGAGGUCUCUUGUAGUGAGCUGGUCGUACCCUGCUGGAGACUGGGAGCGGUAUCGUAUCCUACUCUUCAAUGAUUCUUUGGUCCUGCUCAACACCACUGUAAGAAAGGAGGAAACCCAGUAUGUGAUGGAUGAUGUGGGGCUCAUACCAGGAAGACAGUAUGAGGUAGAAGUCAUUGUUGAGAGUGGAAAUCUGAAGAAUUCUGAGCGUUGCCAAGGCAGGACAGUCCCCCUGGCUGUCCUCCAGCUUCGUGUCAAACAUGCCAAUGAAACUUCACUGGGCGUCAUGUGGCAGACCCCUGUAGCAGAAUGGGAUAAGUACAUCAUUUCGCUAGCUGACAGAGAUCUCUUACUCAUCCACAAGUCACUGUCCAGAGAUGCCAAAGAAUUCACUUUUACGGACCUGGUACCUGGAAGAAAAUACACAGCUACAGUCACUAGUAUUAGCGGAGACUUAAAAAAUUCCUCUUCAAUAAAAGGAAGAACAGUGCCUGCUCAAGUGACGGGCUUGAAUGUAGCCAACCAAGGGAUGACCAGUAGUCUGUUUACUAACUGGACCGAGGCACUGGGAGACAUAGAAUUCUACCAAGUCUUACUGAUCCAUGAAAAUGUGGUCAUCAAAAAUGAGAGUGUCUCCAGUGACACCAGCAGAUACAGCUUCCACUCUCUAAAGCCAGGCAGCCUCUACUCCGUGGUGGUAACAACAGUGAGUGGAGGAACCUCUUCCCGACAAGUGGUGGUGGAAGGAAGAACAGUCCCAUCCAGUGUGAGUGGAGUAACGGUGAACAAUUCUGGCCGUAAUGACUACCUCAGCGUUUCCUGGCUGCCAGCACCUGGAGAUGUGGAUAACUAUGUGGUGACACUCUCCCAUGGUGGUGAGGUGGUUCAGUCCCUCAUCAUUGCCAAGUCUGUCAGUGAAUGUUCCUUCAGCUCCCUCAUCCCAGGCCGUCUCUACAAUGUGACCAUAACUACCAGGAGUGGCAAGUAUGAAAAUCAUUCCUUCGGCCAAGAGCGGACAGUGCCUGAUAAGGUCCAAGGAGUCAGUGUAAGCAACUCUGCCAGGAGUGACUAUUUGAAGGUGUCCUGGGUACAUGCCACUGGAGACUUUGAUCACUAUGAAGUCACCAUUAAAAACAAAAACAACUUCAUUCAAACCAAAAGCAUUCCCAAGUCAGAAAACGAGUGUGUAUUUGUUCAGCUAGUCCCUGGACGGUUGUAUAGUGUCACUGUUAGUACAAAAAGUGGACAGUAUGAAGCCAGUGAACAAGGGAAUGGAAGAACAAUCCCAGAGUCUGUGAAGGACUUAACACUGAGGAACAGGACCACUGAGGACCUCCAUGUGACUUGGUUACGAGCUGAUGGAGAUGUUGACCAGUAUGAGAUCCAGCUGCUCUUCAAUGACAUGAAAUUCCUAGUGCUGUCAAAAAUAUUCACAUUUCUCCCAAUGGAGCAACAGAUAGUCUGACGGUGAGCUGGACCCCAGGUGGUGGAGAUGUUGACUCCUAUGUGGUGUCAGCGUUCAGGCAGAAUCAGAAGGUUGAGUCUCAGACUAUUCCCAAACACAUCUCUGAGCACACGCUCCACAGACU